AUGGGUUCUUUCUGUGCUACGGAGGGGUUUAGAGCUUCAAUUUCGAGAACAGCCUCCUCUCUCUGCGGUUCCUCUGGAAUUUUCUAUGACCAGAGACCCGUGGAAAAAUCUGUUGUUACAAGAGGAAGUGUCUCUACUUCUCCAAAAGAAUGUAUUGGAAGAAUAUCUGGUGAUUCCACAUUUCAAAAUGGAGACCAACAGGUCGAUCAGAACCUCUCUCCAUACAGGGAUGUGGACGUCUUCUUUAGAUCUGACGGAUGCUUAUUUUCAUGUCCCUAUAGCUCCGGCUUAUCGGAAGUUUCUUCGUCUGGUCUGGAAGGGCAAGGGGAACAAUUUCGAACAGAUCUUGGGAUAGUUCUUCCUCCAGAGGAGAAAUUUCUCAAGCUUCAGUAUCUGUUGGAUCAACUACUUUCAGCCAAACAGGCUUCAGUUCGCCAGUUUCUACAACUGAUAGGUUUUCUGAUUUCUCUGAUGGACAUAGUACCUUUAGGUCGUCUUCAUAUUCGCCCCAUUCAGUGGUAUCUUCUGGAAUUUUGGGUAACAGCCUCACAACAGUGGGAAGCUGUUAUUCCCAUUCUUCCCAGAUUGUAUCCUCAUCUUCUGUGGUGGUCAGUGAGAGAGAAUGUUAUGAUAGGUUGCUCGCUAGACCCCCCAGUUCCUUCUAUGACCCUGUUUACAGAUGCUUCUCUGACAGGCUGGGGAGCUACCCUGGAAGGCAGAGAGGCAUCAGGGUCAAUCUCUGAUGAUAGCCACAGACAAUACAACAGUAGUGGCUUAUCUGCAGAAUCAGGGCGGCACACAUUCUCAGUCUCUUUACCUUCUGUGCAAAGAAAUUCUGUUGUUUUGCCGUUCCCUGGGAAUUCGCUUGUCAGUCAGGCAUGUUCCUGGCAAUCUGAAUCUAAUAGCGGAUGCUCUCUCAAGGUCACUGCAUCCAGUGAAUACAGAAUGGGAGUUACAUUCAGCAGUCUUUCAGGAGAUCUGUCUCAAGUGGGAUCGUCCUCAUAUAGACCUCUUUGCUACGCAUCUGAAUUGCAAACUGCCAACGUUUGUCUCUCCGAUUCCAGACAACAAAGCUUUAGCAGUGGAUGCAAUGUCUUUCGAUUGGAAGGGGAUGUUUUCUUACAUGUUUCCUCCUUUUCGCCUCUUCCCAAGAUUUUACACAAAAUCAGGGUAGAAAUUUGCAAGACCAUUCUUAUUGCUCCAGCAUGGCCAAAACAAUCUUGGUUUCCAGAUCUUCUUCAACUGUGUUGUGCGAGACCAAUUCUUCUUCCUCUCAGGAAAGAUCUUUUGUCUCAAUUCAAAGGCAGGAAAGUUCAUCAGAAUCUUUCCAACCUCCAUCUACACGCAUGGUUACUGUCAGGAAAUCUCUCAGACAGGAUGGCUUUUCUGACAGAGCAGCCAAACGUAUCUCUAGUUCAGUCAGAAAAUCUACAGGAGCAAUUUAUGACUCUAAGUGGAACAUCUUCUGUUCUUGGUGUCGUUCAAAGGAAAUUGAUCCUCUCGCAGUUACUGUCCAACAGUUAG
Molecule: messenger RNA, 1524 nt
Organism: Ostrea edulis (European flat oyster)
Lineage: Eukaryota; Metazoa; Mollusca; Bivalvia; Ostreida; Ostreidae
Exons: 4
Coding region: 1-1524 (507 amino acids)
Source: RefSeq, a predicted model, not a curated record